AUGAGUCUGAUCGAUGACCAAGGCAGACCAAAGAUUUCAGCACAUUUCUUGCGCUCGACCGAGGCAGCUAGUAGUGGUGGUCUCUUUGGCAGCUUGAAAAACGUCCUUGGUGUUGGUCCCUGGAAACGUGAUAUUGUGUCAGUAUGCACCCGCCCGCUUCCUGCUAGACGCGAGAUACAGGCUAUCGCUGCCACCGAGACUGGCCAAAUCUACACCUGGCACCUUGCCUGGUCUGGCCAACCCACAUUCAGAGGCGCUUUCGAUUUCCGUCAGUUUUUGCAGAAUGAGUUGGCCAUAUCGUUGGGCGAGAACAUCAUCAGUCUGCUCGACAUGGCCAUUACUCCUGCUUCUUCGGCUGCUGACGCUCCGCUGCAACUGGUCUUGUUUGUUCAGGCUGGUCCUGCCUCAUCUCCCUCAUACGCCAUGGCUCAAGUGACUAUGGAAACACAAGACGGUGCUCGCCUCGAUGGAAUCAUUCGAAUCAACACUGUAUCGCCUGACUCGCCAGCCACAUCUCGCCCACGACUGCUUUUGCCUAAGCCUGGACAUACCGCUUUUAUCAUCUUUGAACAUGAGAUCAUACUCGCUUCUAUCACAAAGUCGAGUUCGUUCCAAGAUGCCAUACGCCUGAGAUCAGACAAACACGUCACGAUUGAAGGGGCUUGUGAAGAAGACCUGAUUGAUACAAAGGGUACUUCUUCAUGUGCCAUCUUUAUCAAGGGUCAUGGUCUUGCUCGCGUCUCCGCUACCCAGACGAAUGCGUCCCACUCUUCAAUAAAGACCAAGAUUGAACAAGCGAUAUUCUACGGAACCAUGUCUGACAAUGUCCUUGAUUUCUCUCGCAGACCGUACGAUCGCUACGACAUUGAAGAAACUGAAGAAGCCGCAUUGUCCAUUAGUGCUGAGAUUUUGCGUUCAACUUCACACUUCAUCCCACCACUCACUUCAUCCAUGGAGGCUCAUCUUCAAAAUCGCAUCAAAGCUAUUCGUGCUUUAAUUCUCCACCUUCGUAGCGAUUAUCCACCAGUGUCAAGACCGACAUCGUGGAGGCUGCUGCUCGAUGCAGAGAAGCUAGCCGCCGCUCAAGCCAUCUGGAUCGCUUGCGAGGAGCGCUCCUCCAAGUCUACUCUGCUUCCUAUCGUCAUCCAAGCCUAUUACAGAUCCCAAUCUAGACAACAGUCUAUCGAUGUCAACGCCGACUCGAUGAGGUCUUGGUUCGUCGAGGAGGUCGCCAACAUUGACAAGCUGCGAAACCUCGUGCUAUUGAUGAUCAACAACGUUCACGAGGAUGGCAAGUCUAGAAACAUAAUGCAGCUGAUCAGCGAAGCCGACGAUAUUCUGUUCAGCCUUUACGACGCUGUGUUCAGCUUCCGCACUGAGAACGCCGAGAUAUACGGCAUGGAUCUAACUCUAUUCGACGACGGCGUUCUGGAAGAAGGCUACGAAGAGCUCAUAGAACCUUGGACCUCGCAGUACGAAGUUCUCAAGUCACUGAACAGAUUUAUCGACAUCUCGCGCGAACGCGCAGUCAAUUCCUUUGACGACGCCUCUAGAGUUUCGGAUAUGGCGACUGUCGACAAGAUCGUCAGUGAGAAUGUCCGCAUGGUCAACGUUUUAUGCCUCUGCUAUAGAGAGCGUAUCGCUUAUAGCAAGGUACACAACGAGCAGAACAGUCCCAGCUACGCAAUCAGCCUUGGAAAGAUCUUCGAACAAGCCCGAGCACACCACUUGCGCUCCCUCAAUAAGAUUGGCGAGUCUGCCUCUGGUAUCAGCAUUGCCGAAAAGUACAGGGAUAUGCAAACGCUCGUGCAGCUAGUCAUCGAAGAAUCUCAGUUCAUGUCGAACAUCUUGAACGACCCUGGCACUGUUUCUCACGAUAGGACGGAGACUCAGGCCAACAUGAACAAACUGCAGACCAAGGUGGAAGGUUACUUCAAGAUGUUUGGUGAAGAGUGGGCAAACGCUUUCUUCGAUAAUCAUCUUUCCAGUCGCCGCAGCUAUGGCUUACUGAAAGAGGCAGAGGAUUUCAGAGAACCGCUCACUCGUUAUCUCAGAGCCGAAAAGACUCGUGGUCGGCUGUCCUGGAUCAAUGACGUGCUCCGUGAAGGCGAUUUCCAGGAAGCCUCCACGACACUGACAACUUUGGCAGAAGAGAAAGAGAUCAAAUUCUGGAACAAGAAAGUUGAGCUUUCACUCGCAAAGCUGACAUCCUUGGCCGCGACGGAGGAGAAGGGCUCCAAAGGAAACCAGGAACGACUCAAUGACGACUUGACGGUGGUCAACACACAAGAAGCCAUCAGACAACACCUGCAAUACAUCCUGUAUGCGGCAGUCGAUAUCGAGGCCGAGGUUCAACUAGCAUGUGACACUUAUGCUGCAUACCUCCAGCUUAAGACUCCAGCGUUGUAUGGCCUGCUUGAGGCAUCACUAAUGCAUAUGCUCAGGAACGAAGCCCUGUCAGUAGAGGAGAUGAUCGACAUCCUGACCCUCAUGGACACGAAGGAAAGUGAAGAUUCUGAGGUCAACAUCAUUGGCAAGCAGUUCUUGAUGGCGUUGCAAGUGCUCGAAGCAGGCAAGUCCAAGAUGGAGGAAGCUCGAUUCGAGACAAAUCUCCGCAUGAUCUGGAAGAGAUGCUAUCUGCAAGACGAUUGGGAAUUUAUCAACAACACGAGGAAGCGAACUGACAAGCUUAUCUCGAGGCACAUCAGAGACACUUUUGCGUGUCAAACAAUGAUGCGUGGGCUAGAGCUUUGUAAGUUUGAAAAGAUGAAAGACAAGAACUCGGCUGACGUUCAAAAAGCAUUGUUCCACCCAGGCUCAGGCAUUCGCAUGAUGACACCUAGCGAGACGUUGGGGGCAGGAUGUACGGCCGGAGAGCUGCAAAGCAGAUUCCCGGGCGAAGAGCUCCGUGACCCGAUCAUGCACGACAAUUUGAUUCAAGACGGGCAGUUACAAGAGCUGAUCGAAAAGUGCAACGCGGAUCGCUGGCAUGCAGUGUGUGUGGANGGAAGCCAAAAGAAACUGGAAGAAGAGGCAGCGACAAGUGCACAGGAAGAGGCAGCUGCGCAGCAACUGAAACAGACGUUGAAGGAAGCUGAAAACGACGGUGCCGAGACGAACAUGGACGCACAGAUGGUUGACAGUGCGGGAGGCGAGUCAGAACAGGCAGAGCAGCAGAGUGCAGAUGACGGCGAUGUACAAAUGGCGUAG
Molecule: messenger RNA, 3210 nt
Organism: Aureobasidium musti
Lineage: Eukaryota; Fungi; Ascomycota; Dothideomycetes; Dothideales; Saccotheciaceae
Source: the annotation of a GenBank genome assembly